CGCUGGACGCGUUUUAGCGAUGGCUUCUGCUCUCAACAGCAAAAUUCACGCACCCGGGAAUUGCCAGGGCUCCAAAGCUGAUGCCCACGGUGGCGCCGGCUGGAGAAUGGACUCUGACCCCGAGAUGCACGUGAAAAUGUGCAAGAAGAUUGCCCAGCUCACCAAGGUGAUUUAUGCCCUGAACACACGCCAGGAUGAGGCCGAGGCCAGCAUGGAAGCGCUGCGGGAAGCCCACCAGGAGGAGCUCCAGAGCGCGGUGGCGGAGACCAAGGCCAAGCUCCUGCAGGAACAGGGCCACGCAGAUGAGGAGGCACUGCUCCAGCGCAUCCAGGCCCUCGAGAGCGCCCUGGAGCUGCAGAAGAGGCUGACGCAGGAGGCGCUGGCCCACUCAGCCACGUGCAGGCUGGAGACCAAAGAGCGGGAGCUGAGGGUGGAGGCAGAGCACGCUGAACGGGUCCUCACCCUGUCCAAGGAGAUGCUAGAGCUCAAGGCUGACUACGAGAAGAGGCUCCAGCACCUGAUGAGCCACGAGGCGCCCCAGUGGGGUCGGCUGUCCCAGGAGAGCCCUGACCCAAAGGCAGAUCCACGCUCGGGCCCCGAGAUGCGGGAGGUCCUGCUGGAGGUGGAGCGGCUACGAGUGGAGAACCAGCAACUGAGCAAGGACUACGCCCGGAAGGCCGAGGAGCUGCAAGCCACCUACGAGCGGGAAAACGAGGCCAUCCGGCAGGCCAUGCAGCAGUCGGUGAGCGAGGCCCUGUGGCAGUGGCAGGAGAAGGAGACCGACCUCCGCAAGAACUUCCAGGUCCAGGAGUCGGCCCUGCAGGCCCAGGUCAGGAAGCUGGAAGGGGACCUGGAGCACAGAGGCCGCAAGAUCAGUGACCUGAAGAAGUAUGCCCAGAAGCUUAAGGAAAGGAUUCAGGACCUGGAUGUGCAGCUCAAGGAGGCUCGACAGGAGAAUUCAGAGUUGAAAAGCACUGCGAAAAAACUCGGGGAGAAGCUGGCUGUUGCCAAAGACAGACUGAUACUGCAGGAGUGUCAUGUGACCCAGAAAACGGAUGACAUGAAGACAGAGCGAGUUUCAGAGACAGAAGUCCUAGGGAAAGCGAAUGACGUGGAAGGCCACAGUCUCUUUCCUCAGCAGAAUCCGAACUUUCCCAAGGAGUGCCCAUGCAUGAAAGCAGGAACAGCUACACAGGUAGUACCAAAAAAAGAGGCGAGUGUGGAGACGGAAUCCAUAAAACAACAAUAUGAAGAAGACCUUCGUAAAAAACAUCAAACAGAAGAGGAGAAGAAACAUCUCAGAGACCAGCUGGUGAAGCGACUGGAAGACCUGGUGAAGAAGCACACCAUGGAGAUCAAAUCGGUUCGCUCGUCAGUGGAGGCUGAAAGGAAGAGGCUGCAGACGGAAGUAGAAGCACAGUUGGAGGAAGUGAAGAAGAAAUCAGAAAAUGAGAUAAAGCAGCUAGAAGAAGAGAAAGCGGCCCUAAACGUGAAGCUCCAGAAUUCUCUGCUCGAGGUGUUAAGGCUGGAAGAAUUUAUUCAACAGCAUAAGGGGCAUUCCCGAAGAGGUGAGGAAAGGACUCAGGAAUUAGACUGUCAGCACUGCAGCAUUUCAGAGACCAGAUGUGCCGCCAUGCCUUUGGCUGCAGUGGUUCCAAUGCACACGCCCCCCAGCAACAGAGGUGAACGAAUGCCUGUUGCCCCGCAGCCUUACCAACACAAAACAGGGACUGAUCUGGGGGUGGAAACGGCGAUGCCAGAGCAGGAUGUGAAAGGACAACUUCCCGGUGAAGUUCUUGCCGGGCAGGGGGCUAUAAAACUGAAGUUUGUUCUAGACUCAGGCCCUCAGCAGUUGUGCCAAAGCUUUCCAGAAGAUCCUUGUGCAGCCAAUACGGGAGAGGGAAUCCAGGAAUUACACAGAGGACUGCCAUCUGCUGCCACCUGCCUGGAUGCUGAAGUUGCACGCGGCUUCACCAGGAAGGGGCAUGGCAGGGGGAAGGAGCAUGUGAAGGGCCCCGAGGCGAAAUCCCUGGGGCCGGGGGCAAGGGAGACGAGGGACACUGAGAAGCUCUCCCAGGAUCCAUGCUUGAAGAUCAGUGAACCUUCUCAGACCCUGCCCAGAGGAGAAGAGUAUCAAGAUAAAUUAGCAGCUGAAGAAGGAACCAGCAGCGAUGAAGAAGAAAGGAUCAAAGUGCCUCACGAGGAAGGAGGUGACGGACAAUCUCCACUGGGCUCUUUGCUGAAGGAGAAGGCACCGGAAAUGCAGUGUCUGCAGGAGGACUGGCAGAGUCAGAAGGCCAGAUUGCAAGCCCAGGUCUCGCAAAUGCAGCAGGCUCUGGAGCGGUGCGCCAGCAACUACGGGGAAGACCUGCAGGAGCUCAAGCGCCUCUCCGACCACGAAAGGGAGAAGCUGCAGCGCGAGCUCCAGGAGACCAGGCAGCAGAACCAGGCUGUGAAAGCCCAGCUCGAGGCUUCCCACCAGCGAGCCCUGCGCGUGCUUGAGAAGGCCAAAAAUCAGGAAGUCAAGGCCACAGAGGAGCGCUUGAAGAAGGAAUCCAGCCACAGCCUGCAGAUCCAGCACCAGGCACACCGGCUGGAGCUCCAGGCCUUGGAGGAAAAGGCCCGGCAAGAGCUCCAGGGGGAGCAGGAGAGGAUGCAGGCUCAGCACGCUCUGCUGCUAGAAUCCCUCAGGCAGGAGCUGUGGGAACAGCGGACUGCCUGCUCUGAGCACCAGAAGGACUUGGGGGCGCUGCAGGCUGAGCUGAGCGCUCUGAGAAGCUCGCGCAGGCGGCAGGGCAUCGUCCAGUGUCCAAGAGACAGCGAGGACCACACCCUCACUGCUGAGGAGGGCGGCGAUCGGGGAUCAGCGGACUCCCCAACGGGCGUGGCUGAGCAGGGUCCCACCGAGGGUUGCGGCCUCUGGGAGGAGAACACCCAGCUCAAGGACACGGUGCGGCGACUGCGGGCAGAGGUGGAACAGCACCAGCAGGAGGCGCUACAGCUCCGCGACCAGCACAGGCUGCUGGAGGAGGACCAGCAAGCCCAGCGGGCUCGGGAGAUGGAGAUGCUGCGCCAGGAACACCGGAAGGAGAUGCAGGCCAUGGUGGCAGACUUCAGCAGUGCCCAAGCCCGGCUCCAGGCACGGCUGGCUGCCCUGGAAACGGAACUGAAAGAUUCCGGAGAGAAGACAGGGAAGGGGGCUUCCAGGCCAGAGGACGUUCAGCUCAUUGGCCGUCUGCAGACCCGCUUGAAGGAGAGAGAGGAGAUCAUCAAGCAGCUCACGGAGGAGAGAAGAUUUCACUACGCAGCGUUCCCCAGUGCAAUGUCCCAUCGGAAUCGGUCCUUCUCUUUCAAUCCUCACCCAGGGUAUUUGACGCCUUCCAUGAAGAAAAAGAAGAUAGAGGAAGUGCCCAGCCGAGUGGUCAGUGUGCCAAACCUCGCCUCCUAUGCAAAGAACUUUCUGAGUGGUGAUCUGAGCUCCAGGAUCAACGCCCCUCCGAUAACUAAGUCACCGAGCUUGGACCCAAGCCCCAGCGGUGGUCGGCCUUGCAAACCCACCCAGUCUCUAGAUGGGAAAACUGCCACAGGGACACAAGAUGGUGAAACAGCCCAACCCAAAGAAGUCCAGCAGAAACAGGGCUCUGCCCACCAGGAAUGGUUUACCAAGUAUUUUUCUUUCUAAAUUGAUCCUUGGGACCCAUCACAAAGAGGACAUUUGAAAAACAUUUCUUUUAAAACGUGAUUGAGGGAAUGAACUAAAACAACCAACCAAACAAAUAACAUGCUUGAUAUGAUUUGCAUAUGAUAGCUGAAACAAAUUUUGGCGUUGACAUUGUAUACUGUUUCAUUGUGACACCAGUUCAUUAAAAAAUUCUUGUCACGAGGAUGAAACCAGUGUUCUCAGAAAGCACCCUAGGAAAACGUUACUAACGUUACUGAUGACCUCCAUAGUGUAUUUCUAGUGUCCGUAAGAUUGCAAUCCACUCUGUGGACUGUGAUUUCCAUGGUCUACUUUUAAGGUGCUUUCAUUUUUCCUUAGGGUGUAAGUCAUUUCCACUUGAAAAACAUUUCUAUGUAAAUGAUAUAAUUCAAAAUGCACAUCUAACUUCAGUAAGAAGAGGAAUAAAACAAGUUCAAAUUUACCAGGAAGGCCAAUUAAAGAAAAACAACACAUGAAACUACAAGGAGUGAACAGUGGCAGUUCAUGACCUACUUGGAUUAAGUAUUUUGGUUUCCUAACCCAGGACAUGAAGUAGGUAAUAGAGGGGAUAACACCUACCUCAAAAGGGGCUUUAUGUAAGAGGAUUAAGCAAAAUAACAUGGGUAAUGAUCCCAAUCAUGAAUUGGAAUUAAACACUGCCAGGAUCCUUCUGUGAAUAACCGAGCCUCGCCCCGUCAUGCAUCUCAGUUUCAAUGGCUAUAGUGUCAACUUGGUCAUUUGUGAAGGGUUCUAGAUUAGCUGUUCUUUCAAGUCAAAGAUUUACUGAACCUCUGCUGUUGGUUUUGGUCCAUUUGCCUCAUGGUAUGCUGCUACCCCACUGCAUGGACGCUCAGUACGUUACAGGGACCUGGGAAUGGCCAUUCACGGGGCGGACCUCUGUCAGGCCACACUGUCAGGCCACACUGAAUGGUCGGACCCUAGGAAAGAGCAGUGUGAUUUGACAAGACUCAAUACACCUUUUAGUGAGCAUAAUACGUUCUCACUCCUUUGGUGCUGGCCCAGGAGGUGGCCCAUAAACACCUGUUUAUUCUAUGCACUGUCAAAUCUUUGCUCUUGGAAUAAAACUUUAAACA
Molecule: messenger RNA, 4794 nt
Organism: Rhinolophus ferrumequinum (greater horseshoe bat)
Lineage: Eukaryota; Metazoa; Chordata; Mammalia; Chiroptera; Rhinolophidae
Gene: FAM184B
Product: family with sequence similarity 184 member B
Source: RefSeq, a predicted model, not a curated record